Pistacia vera is the source of this 1910-nucleotide messenger RNA. RefSeq names its product alpha/beta hydrolase domain-containing protein 17B-like. The transcript is spliced from 6 exons. NCBI's taxonomy places the organism in Eukaryota, Viridiplantae, Streptophyta, Magnoliopsida, Sapindales, Anacardiaceae. The record is from RefSeq and is a predicted model, not a curated record. The coding region runs from base 322 to 1470 and encodes 382 amino acids.
UAACCGACAAAAAUUCUUUCUUCUAGCUUACUUUGUCCUUUCCAUGUUCUGUCUUUCUCUUCUGCCAAAAAUCAUAGCGCCUCCAUUCAUUUUCUCAAGAAACAAACACAAACCACCAAACCCCAUAUUCUAUAAAAUUUUAACUCAAACCUUAACCUCUUUGUUUUCUCUUUCUACACGCCAGAGAAACAAAAAAACACUUAAUCAAACCCUUAAAUUAUAGUUUAAAACUUUACUACUUUACCAUGCAAUUCUUAUUAUCAACUUUUCACACCUAAAACUGAUUCUAAUCUUGUGUUUUUAGUGGUUUCGUCAAUCCAAAUGGGUACUGCAACAUCCUCUAUGGCGGCGAAGUUCGCCUUCUUCCCGCCAAACCCUCCGUCGUAUUCCAUAAUUGUCGAUGAAGCAACUGGGAAACUCAGGAUCUCAGAUGUCCACCAGAGAGACGACGUGGAUGUUUUGAAAUUGAACACCAAAAAAGGAAACGAGAUUAUUGCUUUGUACGUGAAGAACCCAUCGGCUUCACUCACUGUGUUGUAUUCUCAUGGAAAUGCUGCUGAUCUUGGUCAGAUGUUUCACAUUUUCAGCGAGCUCAGUGUUCAUCUUAACGUUAGCCUCAUGGGGUACGAUUAUUCUGGGUAUGGACAGUCUUCUGGAAAGCCAAGUGAGCAGGAUACAUAUGCAGACAUAGAGGCGGCCUAUAAAAGUCUUGAGGAGAGUUAUGGAGUUAAGGAGGAAGAUAUAAUAUUGUAUGGACAGUCAGUUGGAAGUGGACCUGCUCUGGAAUUGGCUACACAUUUGCCUCGACUCAGGGCUGUCAUUCUUCAUAGUCCAAUCUUGUCUGGCCUUCGUGUUAUGUAUCCUGUGAAGAGAACAUUCUGGUUUGACAUUUACAAGAACAUUGAUAAAAUUCCUCUGGUCGACUGCCCAGUUCUGGUAAUUCAUGGAACUGAGGAUGAAGUUGUGGACUUUUCCCAUGGUAAGCAGCUAUGGGAGCUGUGUAAAGAGAAAUAUGAACCAUUGUGGCUCAAGGGAGGAAACCACUGCAAUUUGGAGCUCUUCCCUGAGUAUUUAAGACAUCUCAGGAACUUUAUAUCAGCUAUUGAGAAAUUACCCCGCCUUCGAAAUGUAUCUGAAAAGACAGAAGAUCAACCAGAUCAGCCACAGAACUCUACAGACCAGAAAACGGAGAAGUCAAGGCCGAGCACAGACCAUAGAGAAAAGGGUAGGCCUAGCACUGGACAGAGAGAAAAAUCUCGGCUAAGCACUGAUAGUAAAGAGAAAUCAAGAGCUAGUACUGACAAGAAAGAAAAGUUGUCAAGAAGAAGCGUGGAUCGUUCAGGAAAGGCAAGGAACAGCUUAGACCACCCAGAAAGAGCUAGAAAUAGCUUUGACCGGUUUGGAGAUAUGGUGAGAUCAGUUGGAUUAUGUAAUGUUGAUUGCUUAAGGCAGACAGCUGCAGAGGUUUGAGGUAGUUAAGAAAGUUCAAUACUUACAGGCUUGUAAAUUUCUGUACUAGUAAAAUUUGUUUGAAAUGUAAUUGAAUCCAUUACAGUUUUUCUCUGGAAUGUUGCUUUGGGUUUUGCGGAUUGAUUAUCUAGUCAAUGGAAAGGAACAGUGUUUUCUUUGAGGGAAAGUACAAAUAAUUGCAGCACCAUCGAAGCUGAAAGAGCAGUUGUUUUAUCAUAUAAGCUAUUGUAAAGUUUGGAUAUUAGCUUAUUUAUUUAUUAAUUUAUUUUCAUAAAUUCCACUUAGAAUACUGGCGGAAAGAUUUGUAAUUCUUGAAGAUAGAAGUUAUGUCACUCUAUCUUGAAGACCUUUUCACCUUCUAAAAUUAGUUGGUGAAAACUUCUUCUAGCUUUACUGUCAGUUGAGUGGCUACUUAUUCAAUUAUGUAAUGCUAUUCCAAA